Molecule: messenger RNA, 5509 nt
Organism: Canis lupus familiaris (dog)
Lineage: Eukaryota; Metazoa; Chordata; Mammalia; Carnivora; Canidae
Gene: FZD3
Product: frizzled class receptor 3
Exons: 7
Coding region: 749-2749 (666 amino acids)
Biological process (GO): canonical Wnt signaling pathway; non-canonical Wnt signaling pathway
Cellular component (GO): plasma membrane
Molecular function (GO): Wnt-protein binding; Wnt receptor activity
Source: RefSeq, a predicted model, not a curated record
CCCCGUCCGGCUUAGCUGGAAAAGGGGCGCGGGCCGUGUGGGGAAGGAGGAGGCGCCGCGGCGGCUGCCCGCUCCGCUGCCGAGCGCAGCGCUGAGGAGCCACCAGCAGCUCCGGCACCUCCUCCUCAGGGAUCGUGAUUCUCGUCGCGGCCAAAACAAAAGCCUUCGGCGCCAGGCUGCGGCGGGUGGUCGGAGGGGCUCCGGGAGCCGCGGCGGGCCGACGGGGUGCGGAGGACCCGAGUGUGCGGCGCGGGCUGAGUUCAUUGUUGGUGUGUGGAAACACAACCGAUUUUUGUAUAUUGAUUUGUAUCCAGCAACUUUACUGAACUCAUCAAAGGCUUUAAUAUCAAGUCUACAAUAUUUUGAGAAGAAAUUAUUAAUAUUGCCCAUUAAAAAAAUACUUUGCAGAUAUUUCAACCAAAGGAAGAAAUAGCUCUCCUAAGAUGGAAUCUGUUGUUUGGGAAUGUGGUUGAUCAACUUGAUAUGUUGGCCAGAUAUGCCCUAUGUAAUAAAAUGAAAAGAAGAGACAAGAUGAUGUCAUUUUCCCGUAUUGUGAAACCAAAAACAAAUGCCUUUUGUGAGACCAAGCUAACAAACCUCUGAUGGUCAAAGAGUAUUUAACUGUUUGAAGAACUUAACAGUAAGAUAUAGAAGAAAUACUUUCAAGCUGAGACCUGCAGGUGAAUAAUGAUCUAAAAUACAUAUUGAGUAGGCCUGAUCAUCCAAAUCUCAUUCAGAUCCAGGAAGGAUGGCUAUGAGUUGGAUUGUCUUCUACUUUUGGCCCUUGACUAUGUUUGUGGGACAUAUAGGUGGGCACAGUUUGUUUUCUUGUGAACCCAUUACCUUGAGGAUGUGCCAAGAUUUGCCUUAUAAUACUACCUUUAUGCCUAAUCUUCUGAAUCACUAUGACCAACAGACAGCAGCUUUAGCAAUGGAGCCAUUCCACCCAAUGGUGAAUCUGGAUUGUUCUCGGGAUUUUCGGCCAUUUCUUUGUGCACUCUAUGCUCCUAUUUGUAUGGAAUAUGGACGUGUCACACUUCCUUGUCGUAGGCUGUGUCAGCGGGCUUACAGUGAGUGCUCGGAGCUCAUGGAGAUGUUUGGUGUUCCUUGGCCUGAAGAUAUGGAAUGCAGUAGGUUUCCAGAUUGUGAUGAGCCAUAUCCUCGACUUGUGGAUCUGAAUUUAGCUGGUGAUCCUACUGAAGGAGCUCCAGUGGCAGUGCAGAGGGACUAUGGUUUUUGGUGUCCUCGAGAGUUGAAAAUUGAUCCUGAUCUCGGUUAUUCUUUUUUACACGUGCGUGAUUGUUCACCUCCUUGUCCAAAUAUGUACUUUAGAAGAGAAGAACUUUCAUUUGCUCGAUACUUCAUAGGAUUGAUUUCAAUCAUUUGCCUCUCUGCCACAUUGUUUACUUUUUUAACUUUUUUGAUUGAUGUCACAAGAUUCCGUUAUCCUGAAAGACCUAUUAUAUUUUAUGCAGUCUGCUACAUGAUGGUAUCAUUAAUUUUCUUCAUUGGGUUUUUGCUUGAGGACCGAGUAGCCUGCAAUGCAUCUAGCCCUGCACAGUAUAAGGCUUCCACAGUGACACAAGGAUCUCAUAAUAAAGCCUGUACCAUGCUUUUUAUGGUACUCUAUUUUUUUACUAUGGCUGGCAGUGUUUGGUGGGUAAUUCUUACCAUCACAUGGUUCUUGGCAGCUGUGCCAAAGUGGGGUAGUGAAGCAAUUGAGAAGAAAGCAUUGCUAUUUCACGCCAGUGCAUGGGGCAUCCCCGGAACUCUAACUAUCAUCCUUUUAGCGAUGAAUAAAAUUGAAGGUGACAAUAUCAGUGGCGUGUGUUUUGUUGGCCUCUACGAUGUUGAUGCAUUGAGAUAUUUUGUUCUUGCUCCCCUCUGCCUGUAUGUGGUAGUUGGAGUUUCUCUCCUCUUAGCUGGCAUUAUAUCCCUAAACAGAGUUCGAAUUGAAAUUCCAUUAGAAAAGGAGAACCAAGAUAAAUUGGUGAAGUUUAUGAUCCGGAUUGGUGUUUUCAGCAUUCUUUAUCUCGUACCACUCUUGGUUGUAAUUGGAUGCUACUUUUAUGAGCAAGCUUACCGUGGCAUCUGGGAAACAACAUGGAUACAAGAACGCUGCAGAGAAUAUCACAUUCCAUGUCCAUAUCAGGUUACUCAAAUGAGUCGUCCAGACCUGAUUCUCUUUCUGAUGAAAUACCUGAUGGCUCUCAUAGUUGGUAUUCCCUCCAUUUUUUGGGUUGGAAGCAAAAAGACAUGCUUUGAAUGGGCCAGUUUUUUUCACGGUCGUAGGAAAAAAGAGAUAGUAAAUGAAAGCCGACAGGUACUACAGGAACCUGAUUUUGCUCAGUCUCUUCUGAGGGAUCCAAAUACUCCUAUUAUAAGAAAAUCAAGAGGAACUUCCACUCAAGGAACGUCCACACAUGCUUCUUCAACUCAGCUUGCUAUGGUGGAUGAUCAGAGAAGCAAAGCAGGGAGUGUCCACAGCAAAGUAAGCAGCUACCACGGCAGUCUCCACAGGUCCCGUGAUGGCAGGUACACUCCCUGCAGUUACAGAGGAAUGGAAGAGAGACUACCUCAUGGCAGCAUGUCACGACUGACGGAUCACUCCAGGCACAGUAGUUCUCAUCGGCUCAAUGAACAGUCACGACAUAGCAGCAUCAGAGACCUCAGUAGUAAUCCCAUGACUCACAUCACACAUGGUACUAGCAUGAAUCGAGUUAUUGAAGAAGAUGGAACCAGUGCUUAACUUGUCUGAAGGUGGAAAACCUGUGCUGUUUAAAAAGCAGAUUUUAUUCUUUGCCUUUGCAUGACUGAUUGCUGUAACUCACUGUUAUCAUGCUUUCAGUCAGGUACAGAUUAUGUCCACUGGAAAAAUAAAUUUAUGCUUUUUAUAUUGCAUCAAAUUUGGAACAUCAAGGCAUCAAAAAUGCUAAUAAUUAUAUCAUCACAUAAAUAAUUCUUAUUUCUAGGUUGUGAAAAGAUAAUUAUUUGUCUGGUAAGCAUUUUUAUAAACCCACUUAUCUUUAUAUUUAGAAAAACCCUAAACAUGUGGUGACUGCUUUGUAGUGAACUUUCAUAUGAUAUCAACUAGCUGUGAGAUAACAUUCUGGUAGUUGUAUCAAAAAAACAAAAUUUCAGAAUUAAGGAAAUUUUCUAUGCAAGGUUUAUUUCUCAGAUGAAUAGUUGGACUUUGUAGUUUUCUUUCUACUAAGUUGAAAAAGAACUAUGUUUUUAAACUGUAGGAGAAUUUGAUAAAUCAGCAAGGGUAUUUUAGCUAAUAAGAUAUAAGAUCAACAGAAGAAUCUGAAUAGUCCAUUGAAGGCUCUUCAAAAAAAUCCUAUCAAAAUAAUCUUCAUCCAGAGACAUACAGGAUUAGGAUUAGCAGUGGAAUAAAAGCAGAGAUGGACAUUUUUUUUCUCUAUAAUUGUGCUGUCUUUACUACUUUUGUAAAUAUUACUUUUACUGGCUGUGUUUUUAUAACUUAACCAUAUGCAUGGUGGAAGAAGUUUAAUUUGUAGCCAUCUUUUCCCAUGUAGUAGUAUUAAUUCUCAGAGAACACCAUGUUCAGAUCUGUUCCAUGGAGGCAUGUAAUUAGAUUAGCAUCAUACAUUAUAAGCUUUUUUGUGGGAACUACAAUUACAAAUGGCAAAAUGUUUUCUCUAUAUUCAUUGUUUGUAUUUUUCUACAGUGAGAUGUGAUCUUGCCAAAGCCGCCAGAUCUUGGUACCCAGGCCCCUCCUAUUAGUGACUUGAUUGUUUGUAUUCGCAUUUCCCAGUAGCCAUGAGGCUAUAGCUUUUUGCCCCACAUUCUUGUUUCAGAUUCUAGAUCUUUUUUUUUUUACAGUUGAAAUAUAUAUAACCUAAGUCCAAAGUGGUGAUUAAUUUGAGAUAUUUGAAAAAUCAUUGUAACUAAAUGAAGCAUGAUUAGUCUUGCUGUAAAGUAUCUUUUAGUCUUACCAAUAUCAAUUCAAAAAUGUUUGACAUUUUCUCAUGUAAUCUUUAAAUAAUUUACAGUAAAAACUAUCAACUUUAUUAGGCAUGAAAUUGAUCAUAAGGGAAAGAAAAAUUAUGGAAAAUGCUGGAUGUGUUUUAUAGAAUAGCAUAUUUAAAUAAGUGGUCCUCAGUCCUGCCUACAGAUAAGAAUUACUUGGGGAACCUCUAAUGUUCAACACCUUCCUCUCAUUCAGAGGAGAUUUGUUUUUUUUUUUUCUUUUUAAAGCUUUCUAGGUGGUUCUAAUCUGUAAUCAAGAUGCAGGCUGUUUCAAACUAACUUGCCCCCUGAUAAUGAGCUGAUGGCAUCAUAUUAUAUCACAUAAAUAUCUAGCUGGACUCAAUGUUGUGCUUUUAUAUCAUUACCUGAUAUGGCAAUUGUUCUUCACUUUAUUGUCCAUUAUAAAAUGUGGAAUUUAGGGCACCACUCUUAAAGAUUCUUACUCAGUAAGUCAAAGAUGGUAGGACUUUUAAAGUAUGUAGUUGUAAGAAUACUACAGGUGAUUCUUAAUGCAGGUAAUACAAGAAUCACACUUUGAAAAAUAUUCUAGACUCUAGAGAGGCCUGGCUUUCCCAUAUGCCAAUUUUUGACCUUUAUAAAGUAAACUUCUCUGAGCCUCAGUUCCCUUGUUUAUAAAUGAAGAUAGAAGAUAAGUACCUACCUCACAAAGUUGUUGAAUGGGAGUCAAAUGAAAAAUCAUAUGAAAGCUCUUUGAAAACUGUAAAGCAUUGUGAAAUAUAAGGGAUUAAGAUUAUUAAGGAUUUAAGAGAUUUGUUUGAAGGCUACUAUAGUACAUUCCUUGACAUGUGUUUAAUUCAUGUGUACUUUUUUCUUUUCUUUUGAAAAAUACUAAGAAAUUGGGUGUUGCAAAGUUUUCUGAUGAUUUGUAUAUCAUAUUUUUCAAAGUACAUAUAUCUUAUGUUUAUGAUUAACUCUUUAUAGAACAUAUUUGAACAGUUAGCCCCAAAGUAUUUUUCUUUUUCCUCUGUCUUCAUUGUCUUUGUCCUUGGAACUAACUGGAGUUAGUACUGGAUAAGCAGGGUCUGAAUUCCCUCAUAACUGACAAUUAGUAAGUAAACCUUUCCUCUGAAGGCCAAACUUACAACUCAUUUAUAUAAUAACUCAGUAAUUCAUAGGCUUUUUUCUGAGAAUCUCUCCUGAGAACAGCAUGAGAGGAACAAAACAAACAUUCAGAAACAAAAAUAAGAAGUUAAAAUAGAAGGUACCAGUUUGAGCUCAAAGAUGCUGUCAUCCGUUACCAUCUGCAUUAUAUUAUCAAUUGCCAAAAUGUUAAUUGAUUUUCUUGUACAAGUAGGCCAAGUGUAGACAGUUAUGUGCACAUCCCUGUGAAAAUCUUAACUUUGUGCUGUUUUUUAUAUAUUCAUUACAAGUUCUUUAUUAAACUCGCUGUUGUAAUAUAUAUAAAUGCUAUGUUGACCUUUCAGUUACUCUCAGUAUCUUAAUUUUGCUCCACAAAAUUUACUUAAUAUCAUCAAUGAAUUGUUUUAAAUAACAA